Molecule: messenger RNA, 291 nt
Organism: Schizophyllum commune H4-8
Lineage: Eukaryota; Fungi; Basidiomycota; Agaricomycetes; Agaricales; Schizophyllaceae
Exons: 1
Source: RefSeq, a predicted model, not a curated record
CUACGCUCGGCUCUUCCUUUCACCCCUUCUCUCUCUUCGCUUGGUCACGGGGGAUCCGUCCGCUUCACGAACUUCGCCUUGCCACCGCUUGCGCAUGGUUUUAUGCCCCCUUCGUUCGCUAUUUCUGUUUUCCGAAGUUGUUCUCUUGGUGUUGUUCCUGUGACUAUACACGCAAGUCCUGCCUGCGGUGCUUUUCGCCGUGUACGCGAGUGGUUGUCGGCUCGACCCGAGAGGCUGACUGGAAUGGUAAAUGCCUCCUGUACGGCGUAUCGCAGCUGGAUCCGGCGAUGA